GUCCCUCCCUCUCCGUUAUCCCCUCACUCCUCCUCCCUCAGUCUGCUCCUCUUAGUCCGCUCUCGUGCCGGCCCGACCUCCGCCUCUGCCCGGCCAGACGUCCAACACAGACCCCGCUGACUCCCCGGAUACAGCUCAGGGUGGGGGGGGGGAUACAUUCCCUGGAACACGACGAGAGGGAGAAAACAGCCGAACACUUGGGGUAGCUGCUGGUCGCAUUGCAGCAUCUCACAUAGUCUCACGUGUAGUAGCCACUUUUUUUUUGUUUUCAGCCCCCCAUACAUGUGUUACUUAGAAGUAAAACAAACUUUGUGCUCCAUGGAAACAUGUAAAAAUCCACCCGGACAGUAAAGUUGGACACUUACUGAGCCCCCUCUGAGCACAGCGGGCUGGGCACACUCAAUAGGACCGUUAGGUUUUUUUCUUCUAUGCUAGCUUGCUAGGUGGGACCAGGACGCCUUUGUGGAGAGCAUUUAUCCGUUUGCAGGCCACAUUUUACGGCACACGACGGGGGAAAAUCACCAAAGAUGCUGUUGGGGCUGAGAGAGUGGUUCUGGCAGGAGCGGUUGUGGUUUCCGAAGGGCCUGGGCUGGGCUGACCUGGAGGAUCGGGAUGGACGAGUAUACGCAAAAGCCCACGAUUUAUGGGUGGCGCUACCCAUUGCACUUGCAUUCCUCAUCAUACGUCAGAUCUUUGAAAGGACGGUGGCCAUACCUCUGGCUUCUCUGCUCGGGGUCAAAGAGAAAGUACGGCUCAAAGCCCCGCACAACCCCGCACUGGAAUCCUACUACUGUAACAUUUCCAAAAACCCCACACAGACAUCUAUAGCAAGUCUCUGCAAACAGACCGGCUCCUCAGAAAGACAAGUGCAGCGAUGGUUCAGGAGGCGAAGGAACCAGGACAGACCAAGUUUGCUGAAAAAGUUUCGAGAGGCCAGUUGGAGAUUUACCUUUUACCUUCUUGCUUUCAUUGCUGGCCUGGCCGCCCUCAUCGAUAAACCCUGGCUGUAUGACCUGCAGGAGAUGUGGCAGGGUUUUCCGGUGCUGACUCUUCUGCCCUCUCAGUAUUGGUACUACAUGAUCGAGCUGGGUUUCUACAGCUCUCUGCUCUUCAGUGUGGCGUCUGAUGUGAAACGCAAAGACUUUAAGGAACAAAUUGUUCAUCAUGUAGCCACCAUCCUCCUCAUCAGCUUCUCCUGGUGUGUAAAUUACAUCCGUGCUGGGACUCUCAUCAUGCUGGUGCACGACUCCUCUGAUUACCUCCUUGAGUCUGCUAAGAUGUUCAACUAUGCUGGAUGGAGGAAUGCCUGUAACUACAUCUUCAUUGUAUUUGCUGCAAUCUUCAUAAUCACUCGUCUGGUCAUCUUCCCCUUCAGAAUCAUUUACUGCACAUGGGUGUACCCAGUGACCAUCUAUGAACCCUUCUUCGGCUACUACUUUUUCAACGGCCUUCUGAUGGUUCUACAGUGUCUACAUAUCUUCUGGGCUGUCCUCAUCAUACGCAUAGCAGUCCGCUUCCUCACCAACAAUGAAAAAGUGGAUGAUGAAAGGAGUGACAAAGAUGAAACAGAUGAAACAGAAGAGGAGGAAGAAGAGGAGAAGGGAGUUAAAAAGGACAUAAAGACAAAUGGACCAGUGCAGAACGGUCACACAGUCCACAACAACAACCACAGCAAGACAGAGUGAAAAAAAACUAACGGGUGUCAGGACGCAGGAAUGUGAGAAGGACUCAUAUCCCUCAGCAGGGGUGCAGGAGGGAGGGAUGAAAAGAGGCAAAAGGAUGAAGAAAGAGUGUGGUUGGGGGAGAGGGGCAUGUCAUUCCCUACAACACAGAACAGCAGGUUUUGUUGAUGAAAUGUGACACUGUUACUUCUGCACAUACACGUUCAUACUUACUUUUAGAGGGCACUAAGAUCCAGCAGAUGAUAGACACUAUGUUCAUGUAUCAAUGUCAGUGUGUGAUGCCAGUCCCCAAAUUUCAAAGAGACAGGAGAGGAAAUGGAGAGGAGCAAAGUGAUGGGAGGGAGGGUGGGGGGAGUGAUGCUGCUUCUACUUUAGCUUUCCUUGUUCAGUGUGCCUUAGAGCCAGCUGAUGGCUGUUAAAAUGCCAUGUUAAAGCUUUCUGCUUUGAUGCUGUGUUGUUUAUGUUGUUCCCUUUUUUUGUUUCCUACUAAAAGAACAAAAGAGAAUGAAAGUACGUUUUAUGAAAGUGAGACAAUGGGGCAUUUAUUUCCCUAAUUUUCUGUCUAUGCAAUUUCGUAAAUGUCAGCUAUUGCACCGCAUUUGCACAAACAAACUGUCUCUUAUACUGUGCAGUAGGACUGUGUGCCUCUGCUCUCCAAUGACACCUGUGCCAUUGAUGAAAAAAAACUGCCUUGUGAGGUUUCGGAAGUAAAUUUGGUGUCACUUUUGUAGAUACACUGCAAGAAAAGUCUUGCUUUUAUUUUAUUUUCUUAAUCUAGCUUCACCUGUUCAGUACAAAUCCUGCUUCCACAAGAGACAUUGUCUAUAAAUCUUUGCUUUUUGAGCAGUCAGGAACAUCCCAAAAUAAAAGUAUCACUGCAAUAGUAAAUCUCAGCUUCCUGCCAGUGUCAGCGGAGCUGAAUGUUUUUCCUCUCUAGUUUGGUUUGAGCUGGUCGAUCCAGUUGAGUCACACUGGCACUGCCUCCCACUGAAAACCGUUGACUCUAUGAUAAAGCCAUGGUGAAGGUGGGUUGUUUGUGGGAAUACAGAAGGUUUUUCUAAAGCAAAUGGAAUGUGACAGAUGAACCACUUCCAGAUUUUACAAACAUGAACCAGAUUUCCCCAAUUCACUGCCUUGUAUCCUGGGUAAUGUUUGUUAACCAGGGCUAGAAUUGAACUUUUGAUCUCAGUGAACGAUUUUAGGUAUGAUUUUGUUUAUGAAACGGGUUUACAGGUAUUCUAUUUGAUGUUAAAGAGGUAAAUGAUGAUGUAAUCCAUUUUUAGCAGUUCAGUGUUUGAGCCUUGAGACUCGGGAAGAGCUCACGAAAUGAGUGUGGCUGUUUUGUCUUCAUGCUUUAAAUCUAUUUGUAUGUUAAGUGCCUUAUCUGUAAUUAUGGGAAGCUCUCUCUCCCUCUCUCAUUCUCUCUUUUUUGAGCCCUUUUGUUUUCCUUCUCUUUUUCUGUCUCCCCUUCACAUCAGACAAUAGUAUCAUCUCCCUCCUUGGUACCAUCCAUCACUCACUUCAUUCUUCGUCUUCAAAAACCAUCUUCUUCCCAAACUCAGCCUCAUUCCACGACCCAUCAUUCUUCACUAACCCAGGCCAACCAGCAACCUCCUCUUCCCCGGUGAUACAGAAGGAACAGCUGUGUCCUAAUUACAGUGUUAUAUUAUUUUUUAUUUUUAUUGUUUAAUAACUAAGUAUUGUUAUGAAUAAUAAAUGCAAAGAUCAUUCACAAUUAAA
Molecule: messenger RNA, 3422 nt
Organism: Notolabrus celidotus (New Zealand spotty)
Lineage: Eukaryota; Metazoa; Chordata; Actinopteri; Labriformes; Labridae
Gene: cers2b
Product: ceramide synthase 2b
Exons: 11
Coding region: 528-1685 (385 amino acids)
Biological process (GO): ceramide biosynthetic process
Cellular component (GO): membrane
Molecular function (GO): DNA binding; sphingosine N-acyltransferase activity
Source: RefSeq, a predicted model, not a curated record